Anolis carolinensis (green anole) is the source of this 5917-nucleotide messenger RNA. RefSeq names its product E2F transcription factor 1 (gene e2f1). NCBI's taxonomy places the organism in Eukaryota, Metazoa, Chordata, Lepidosauria, Squamata, Anolidae. The transcript has 7 exons. Bases 9 to 1313 code for a protein of 434 amino acids. Gene Ontology annotation, molecular function: RNA polymerase II cis-regulatory region sequence-specific DNA binding; protein dimerization activity; DNA-binding transcription factor activity, RNA polymerase II-specific. Gene Ontology annotation, cellular component: Rb-E2F complex. Gene Ontology annotation, biological process: G1/S transition of mitotic cell cycle; regulation of transcription by RNA polymerase II. The record is from RefSeq and is a predicted model, not a curated record.
CUCGGACCAUGUCUCUGGGAGUGGCCCACAGCGUGGCCGACCUGGAAGCCCUGCUGCGGGGCGCCGAGGCCAUCCACGUCGUGGACCAGCAGAUCGUCAUCAUUUCCACCCCGGACCCGCUGCCCGCGCCCCGCAGCGAGCCCGAGCCCGCGGAGCUGCUCCUCUUCGCCACCCCGGAGGCCGCCGCCGCCACCAACACCACGGCGGCGGCGGCGCAGAGGCCUACUCCGUCUGCUGCUGCCCUGGAGCGGCCGCCGGUAAAACGGAAGCUAAAUUUGGAGACCGACCACCAGUACAUCGCAGAGAGCUUUCAGGGAAACCGAGGAAGAGCAAGAAAUGCUGUCAAAGGGGUGAAGUCUCCUGGAGAGAAAUCCCGUUAUGAAACCUCUUUGAAUCUGACCACCAAGCGUUUUCUGGAGCUGCUGAGCCAAUCUCCUGAUGGUGUUGUGGAUCUCAACUGGGCCGCAGACGUACUGAAGGUGCAGAAGAGGCGGAUCUAUGACAUCACAAACGUUCUGGAGGGAAUCCAGCUGAUCACCAAGAAAUCCAAGAACCAUAUCCAAUGGUUGGGUAGCAGGUCUACAGUGGGAGGCCCCAGCAAUUGUCAUGGGUUGAUGAAGGAGCUCCAGGAUCUUCAGGAUGCAGAACAGCAGCUGGACACCCUCAUUCAGAUGUGUACAACUCAGUUCAAGCUCCUCACGGAGGACCUGGAGAACAAGCAUUCAGCUUAUGUGACUUGCCAAGACUUACGCAGCGUUGUAGAUCCAUCUGAGCAGUUGGUGAUGGUGAUCAAAGCCCCUCCAGAGACACAGAUGCAAGUCUCUGAUCCAGCAGAGGCUUUCCAAAUUGCUGUGAAAAGCACUCAGGGACCCAUUGAUGUGUUCCUGUGCCCGGAAGAAAGCUCUGAGGUAUGCAGUCCCACCAAGAGUCCACAGAAAGUGGCUGUUGGGCAACGUACUCCCGAGUCUUCACAAGCAGCAGCUGUAGUCACCACUGCAGCCACACCUGUGCUUCUGCAUCCUUCCCAGGAAAUGAACUUGCCACUGCUGAGUGGAGACCAAGAGCCCUUGUUGUCUGGUGAAAAUACGCUGCCUCUGAAGUGCCCUGGAGACGAUGUAAGCCUUUCACCGCUGGCCUCUGUGGACACCCUGCUCCAGCAGGGCAAAGAUGACUUCUCAAGCUUCCUGCCUGCGGAAUUCAUCGCACUUUCACCCCCACAGACCCAGGACUAUCAUUUUGGGCUCGAGGAGGGGGAAGGCAUCAGCGAACUCUUUGACUGUGACUUUGGAGACUUCACCUCCUUGGAUUUCUGAACAUCCUCUGGUGGUUGGGGAUGGAAAGCCACUCAACUGAUCCCGCUCCACCAAGGCAGGGAGCUGACCUCUGAAUGUAACCUCAAGGCCAGCUGUGGCCUCCAGGGCCAGCAUCCUGUGGGUUCCAGGGGAGGAGAGGGUAGGCUGAGAGAGGGGCAGUAGUGGGCAGGGGUGGGAUUCAAUUCUUGGAGGUGGCCACCCAUUGUGGGUCACCUCGCCAUGACUGAGGAAGGUGGCUGGAAAGUUGAUUGCUGCUCUGAACGUUGCAGGCCUCAUUCUGUGACUUUUUAGAUAGCAUUAGGCAGACAUUACCUCGUGCCUAUUGUCCCCAGCCCCCUAAGUGGUAGUGGCUAGGAGUCAGUGGGUAGAUUUGCCUUAAAUCUCUGGUGCCAUGUUUUGAUUCUAUAGGGAUAGUCCUCGCAGUGCUGUUGCCACACCAACAACUGACUCAUUUGGGCUGAACCAUUCUUUCCUCCUGAAUUCUCAAUUUCAAUCCCACUGAGUGACAGGCAGGUUGCUUUUUGUCAGGUGGUUCUCUCUCCUACCUGUGUGCAAUUUCCCUUUAUGCCUUAGAAAACAUGAUGAGCUCUUUUGGAGAAUCAAGACAAUUUGCCACCCUUUCAGCAAAAUUUCCUUCAAGAUGUGAGGCAGCUCAGAAUUGUCCUUUGAAGCAGGUUGGGACCAUUUGUCAGAUAGCUAUGAGGGAAAGACAAACGGAUGGUACUUGUAGUAACAGUCAGCAAUAAUCCGACACCCCCUCGUCCUGCACUCUUGGCUUUUUUGAUUGGCUGGUGAUGAAGCGUGAUGAAAAGUUCAGGGAUAAACAAACAUAUUUUUUUUUGCAGGGAAGAUGUGAAACUGAGAUUUGUAACAGUAGUAAAAUAAUGGCCAUGUUGAGGAAAGGAAGCCAAGUAUGUGAAAUGGUAUUGUGGCAUCAAGGGAACCUUUCAUUAAAACAAGCUGCUGAGGCUACUGAAAAGAACUGCAUAAUUCAGACAUCCCAGAAAAAUGAAGUCUUCUUUUUUCUUGUUAUUUUUUUUAAAAGAAUCGAAUUGAAAGGGAGGGGGUGUUGAGCUUUUUUGUAUACAAGUCAUACAAAAUGAUGAGGUGAGUUGUUGUUUCUGGAUAUUAGUGCCGAUCUCAUUCUUAAAAGUCCUUCUGGUAAAGCUUUAAAGAGAGUCUUGUAUGAAAUAUUUAUUUAUUUUUUGGGCUUUUGCUUUUCUGUUUCCGCUUCUUGGAAUGCCCCCGAUCCUCCCUAAUCCUUAGUGGAAUAUGUACAUGUCUGAGGGGUGGAUUGGAUUUUUAUUUUUUGUUAGAGACAUAUUUGGCUCGGUGGCCAGUGGACUCAGUCAUCCGUAUUUCUGAGCAGAAGGCCAACAAGGCAAAUGAGACAACCCUUUGGGUAGGAAGCAAGGUUAAUUUGCUUUUAUCAGGAGAGAGGCAGUGUGGCUAGAUAGUUCUUAAUAGCAGCAAGGGACUCUCUCUCCCAGAAAAUGCUGUCAGCCAAGAAGUGAUGCAAAUGUCUUGUGUUCAGAGUCUAUCUGACUUUUCACCUGUGAAGCAAGGAAGAAAAUACUGACUCCUAUCUCCAUACUACCACCUCCUAUACAAAGCUCUUGGGGGAAAGGAAGAAGGGGGAUGUCCAAAUGUCAAUUCAUAUUAAUUUAUUUAUUUAUGUGGCUCCAUCCUGUACUUCUGGAAGGUAAGGAAAGUGUCAGAGAAAGAGUUGGCAUGAACUUGGACUCUACAUGUCCGAGUAUGUGGAAAGAGGCCAUACUGUGUCCUGUUAGAAUAGCUAAUUUAGCAAUUGAGAAUGCUGAAAAAAAAGGUUUGGGGAGGAGGAAAGAGUUAGCCUGCGUGUGCUGUAGAUGUUCUGUUAGGAUCAGGUGACAAAAGUCUGCUGAGUUUCCCAUCCAUAUGAUGGAGUGUGACUGGUCAAGAUUGCUAUAUUGAAAUACUAUUUAUUAGUAGAAAGUGGACCUCAGGUUCAUCUGGUAGAGAAAUAUUUGGAAAUGUUGAGGGUGGAGGCUGAGAGAAGUAGAAAAAGAGAGAACGAGACUAGGCUAGUGAAUGUGAGGAAGAAAUGGCUCUCUUUUUGACUUAUCUAUUCUGAUAAGUAGCUUUAGUUGUCAAAACGUAAAUGUUAUCAGCUUGAUUAAGAGCUGUACCUAGCUAGAGCUUGAAAAUGUUUCUUUUUGACUAGAACUCCUUGAAUUCCCUAGCCAUAUUUAUGGAUACAAAAAAAAUGUUUCCAAGCUCGGUACCUAGCCUACAACAAGGUAGUGAUCGGUCUGUCCCUUAGGUGCCUUCCUGUUUCAAUAAGUACUAUGUAUUUCAAUUAACUGGAACUCACCAAAGCAUGCUCCUCCUUGACAGGGGCUUCUCUUGCUUUACAUAAUGGCAGCUGUAAUGGUGUGUGUGUGUUUUGUUUGCGUGUUUGUGUAUGCUAAAAGAGGAGCUUUGGGGCCCAAGAAGUUGGUGUCUGUAGAACGUAUAUACAGCACCAGUAGGUUCAUGGAUCAUCUUUAUCCAUUUGGCCUUGAUGUAUAAGGAAAAUAAAUCAUUUGGGCUUGUGAGAAUAAUGACUCUCCUUGCCACAUCUUGUGGCAUCUGGUUUUGGGGUACUGUACUGGAAUUUAUUUUUAUUUUUCAGGAUGAGGGGAAACAUAGGAAUGAAUCUUCUUUCUAACUGGGUCUUCUCUGGCUGUCAAAUACAGCAUUAGUUCUUGGUCAAACCUAAUCAGACAACAGAGAGUUAUAUAUAAAGGUAUCUCCUACACAACUUUAGCAGCCUCUCCAGAUUUGAGAAUCCUUUAACAUAAAUCUGGAGCAAUUAAAAAUUAAGAAUAUUCUUCUUUUAGUCUAGGCUUUGUAGUAAUUCCAUAAGGAGGGGCUGGCUAAGUCUACCAUCUUAAGGACUUAGUAACUUUAACUAAGACUGUCUUGAAACAAUCAUUAAUGGCUAUAAGAAUAUAUAGUCCAAGAACCACUACUGUAGAAUGGGUGCCAUUACAUUUUUACUUUUGAUGGGCCUUACUUUCCUCUUUCAUAUAGUAGAGAGUGAAGGAUCUUGGUCAUGCUCAUAAGAUCUACUUUCCUCUUAGUUCAUGUCCACAUUUUUUUUUGGUAUUUCUUGAUAUUCUUUCCUUUGUAAUGUGUUCUAGGGAAUUGCUUUUGGAAAACCUAUGGCCCUUCAGAUGUUCAGCUGCCAUCCCCAGACCAGUUUGGUUAGAGCUAAGGGGAAUUGCAGUCAAAUUUCAGAGGACCAUAGGUUCCCCAACCCUGCCCUGAAUGCUCUCUAUUUCAAUGUGAUGAGCAGCAAACUAUUGUUUUCUCUGACUUCUUAGAGCCAUGAUGGUUGUUGACUUUCCUUGUAGUUUUAGUUUUCACUAUGUCAUCAAAAAGCUGCUUCAUUUUUCAGCCUUGCAUUUGAGGCCUGUCUGGUAAUUGUUUUUCAGGUGACUUGUUUCAUCUCUUUCUCUCACCUUGCCUCCAUAAAAAAGGUUACCUGUGGCAGAAUGAUCAAAGACUGUUGGCUUUUUAAAAAGGUGACUUUUAUUCCAUGUGAGUUAUAGUCGCAUGUGUUUUGCCCUAACAGCAGUGAGCUGGAAGGUUCUUGCUUCCAGCAUACGUGAUCAGCCCCAUGAGUAAUAACAUCCAACUUAUUAUUCUGAGAGGGGUAAAAUAUAGGAACACAAAACACUCACUUGGGCUAAAAGUGUUGUCAAGCGGUACAUUACAUGGAGAUGAGCUUGUAACUUUGGUUUUGCAUUGUAGAAGAGUCUAAAACUCAGAAAUGUGCAUACGUGUAACCUUACUUUUUUUUCCUGUUGGAACAGAGGUCUGCAGGAGAAAAGGAACUUUCAAGCAGUUAUUUGCAGAGUGGGUGAUCCAGCCACUUACUUUACUGGAUAAAAUAGGGGAUGAGAAGGAGAUAUGCCCAUUAUGCAUCAGGGAACUUUCAAGAGAAUAAUCCCAGGUAUGACAUUCCAGGCAUGGAAACCGACAGACAGCUGCAGAACGUUCUAUUGAUAACAACUCAAGAACCAGGGGUGGGUUUAUUGGUUUUCCCACUCAAAUUUAAGCACUUAAUGUGGCCCACGAUACUAAUAAUAAUGCUGAGGAGCCCUGAAAGCAAUGAAGUAAAGCUCAGAUUGUGCGUGUUUUGCCUCCUUCUGGCAGGCCUCUAGUACUACUGCCAGUGAGAAGCAUAGGCCAAUCCACGUGGAUGUUGGCUUUUGUCCCAUGAUUUUAUUAAAAUUGAAAGCACAGUAGAGGAAAUCAUGCCUUCAGCCCUAGCAAGAGAAGUAACAGGUUUUAGAAGUAAAGCAUUUGAGGAAAGCAAUGGUAAUUCUCUUUGGUUGGAUAAGGGAUGCUGGGAUACUGUGAUGGUUCUGAAAGGAUUGCACCUUUUUUUGGCAGGUGCCCAGACAGGAGAUCUGGGAACUUCAGUGGCCAAGCAGCUAAAUGCAUUGCAGAAACGACAGCAAAUUCCAGUGCCUCAUACUGAGGGGAAUGCACUUCUGUGUGUGCCUUUUUUAUAAUAACAAGCCUUGUUCAUGAUUUGUGCUUUUAGUUUUAAUAAACAUUUCUACUUCAUUUCA